UGUUGGUGACUACAAAGCAUAUGUAUGGAUUCGCAAAAAUCCAUAAUGCACGACCCUCGCAAAAUUCAUUCAGGAUUUACAUACAACGACACGUUUAGAAUGCAUGACAUGUAACAUUGUCGUGACCCUGACUCCCAGCAUUUAACUCGUUAUUGUGCCAAUUCUUAUCAGAUUGAUGAUAAGCAUGCAAAACCUCCCGUGACAUUUGUAUUGAAACUCAGUAACGGAACCGAACUUCAGCUGACUGAAUUAUGCAUAGCUUUUUCCACUGGUUAAAAUUAGAAGCGUAUUUUUUAAGUAUUUUCGAAUCAUGAAAUUUUUCUUAGCAAUUGUUUCUCUGCUGCUGCUACUUUUUGGAAAAGGAUCCUCGCAAACGGACCCAAUCGAUGUCGCAAUUGAAGCUUACGUUCGGGAUAAAUUUGACGGUUUUCGAGCCUGGUUUCUUGACCUAGGUCACACCGCAAGAGAGCACGACCUCCCUGAGCCACGUGUGGUCAACGUUUCUGCAGAAUUCGCAGAAAUAUACCAUUUGACCAGUCUUCUUAGUGACGCGAAGUUUUACAUUUAUUUUCCUGACUUAUCGACACUGUCAAUCACCUCAAACUUUAGCGGGGGUGGCAUCAUGAUCAAAUUGGAUCCGCCCAGUGACCCAAGCUUAAUUGGAACCCACUCCACCACUGGGUCCGAAAUGGGCAACCCUUUAAACGGCACGGGACUUUUUGCCCACACCUACGCGGAUUUUAACGUCCACUUGGAUGUCGAAUAUCAACUUAUCGAUGGGUAUCUCCGCUGUAAUUCAACACCGAAUCCGGGGUACUCCUCAGCUGUCAGGAGUCUCACCACGUUAGAAAAUCUCCUCCCAACCAACCACCCACGGUAUGUCGAGAUCAUGGCGAACUAUGGCACGCAGAUAUGGAUCUCAUAUGCCCUAGAUAUCGUACAACUCCCGGGAAUGUUGGCGACGCAACAGUUUCUUUGUGAAAAGUUGGCGGAAACAACAUUUGUCGACAUUAUCAGUCCUCUAACUCCUCCUCCCUUAACAACUACGAUGUCAACGGGGUCGACAACUACGACCAUUCCAACGGCAACAAGUACGUCAUCACUGGCACCCAUCUCGACCACGGAUGGCCCAACAACGACAAAUGUGACGCACUCUUCCACGACGCAGGAGACGACCACUUUCACAGCGAGCACCUCCAUCCAGGGGACGGGGGCGGGUGUAAGAUGGGAGGGCAUUUCUACAUUUUUACUUUCUCUCACCCUCUGUAUAAUAUAUUCGACUUGUAUAAAUAAAUUUGCGUAGUAACAUC
Folsomia candida is the source of this 1310-nucleotide messenger RNA. RefSeq lists its product as uncharacterized. The record is from RefSeq and is a predicted model, not a curated record. The transcript is spliced from 5 exons. The coding region runs from base 311 to 1303 and encodes 330 amino acids. Lineage: Eukaryota; Metazoa; Arthropoda; Collembola; Entomobryomorpha; Isotomidae.